Plodia interpunctella (Indianmeal moth) is the source of this 8613-nucleotide messenger RNA. Its product is annotated as repetitive organellar protein-like. Bases 164 to 8551 code for a protein of 2795 amino acids. The record is from RefSeq and is a predicted model, not a curated record. The transcript has 21 exons. NCBI's taxonomy places the organism in Eukaryota, Metazoa, Arthropoda, Insecta, Lepidoptera, Pyralidae.
AGUAAAACAAAUUCAAAUUGCAACGGCUUACAACAACUUUUUAACGAGCAACUGGAAAUUAUUUGUUUGUUUAUAACGUCCCUAUAAAUUAAUCGAAACUAUAUUAACUAAUGUUAUAUGUGACGUACAUGUAUGAAUUUUGUAUUACGAAGACUUUUCCACCAUGUUGCAGAAAUGGAAGACUAUCUUAACAAACUGGAUUAACUGUUAUUUCAACGAAAGCCCUACUGAAGAACAAACUGUGAGCUUGGAAUCCAUAAUUAUUAUUAUUUCACACUUGCGUGAGAAUCUAAACUUAGAUGAGUCCAAGUCCUCGGUACUAGAAGCUCAUACUAUCGAGGAGUUCAUCGUAGAGAAGUACCCAGAGUUUAAAUUUGAAAAUGGUACAACAGAGCCGACAAAUGAGGAGGAUGUGUAUAUGGUGGCGUCUUUGCUGUUGUUAUUUGUGUGUGUAAACUCCAAGAAUGUUGACAUAAAGAAUGCUAUGUGCAGCAAACUCAAUGUUGAGGACCAAGAGGUCAUUAUGAAAUUCAGUAAAUAUCUGAUGGAAUACUCCUCUAUAUCUUACAGGAAUGUACAAAAUGCUAUUACAGAAGCUUGUGGGCAAGAUAUGGCAUGCAUAGAGACCACAAACAUGCAAGCGACUGUACCAGAAACGCCCCCGGCGUUGCGUUCCCUUCACAGUGAAGUACGGAGACUGCAAGCAGCGUUGGAUGCAGAACGGUUUGAUCGCAACUACUUGCAAGAUGAACUGGCUCGAACUAAUUUGAAACUAGAAAAAUUAUUAAAAGACAAACAACAAUAUAAACUGGACAUGGUCGCCCUGAAGUCCAAAAUAUCUCUAUGUUCUUGUGCGCAAGAGGUGGACUCCAAGACUGAAAGUGGAGAUGAGAAUAUAGGCAAGCUUCGGAGGCAGCUGCAGCAAAUGGAAGAGCGACUGGUAGAGAUCCAGGGGCAGCUUGAUGAUGUCAUGUAUGAGAGGGAUACAUACAAAACUAAGUUGGAUGAAAUGAAAGAAGAGCGAGACAAGUGGCUCGCGCUCAGCCAGCAGGAGACAACUCGAGUCAGUGAGCUAACCAGCGAGCUGGAACUCGAGCGUCAACAAGUGGUGACACUGAAGCAGUUGUUGACUGAGCUGCGUCAACACAACCAGCUGAACAGACUUGAUGCGAGCCAGUGUGAGAUCGAUGAUCCUGAUAAUAGCAUCCGUUCGAUGCACAACUUGUCGGUUUGUAGUGAGGUGUGUGUUAAUGUUGUUGAAGUUCAGCUGGGGGAAGAGAGAGCAAAGGUUGUAUCUCUCAAACAACUCAUCCAAGGUUUAGAGGAACAGUUAAAUGACUUAAAAAGGAAGAGUGAAGAAGAAAAGCAAUCCUUACAAAAAGUUGUCUCUGAGAGGGAAAAUGAUAUAUUCAACCUGAAACAUCGCAUUAACGAGGAGAUUGAAGAGAAAAACAAUCUAAAAGAACAAUUUAGUGAUCAAAUAAGCAGGCUUAACAAUGAAAUCAAUGAACUUGAACAGAAACUGAUAGACAACAUGGAACAAUCCAGAAGGGUAAUUGAAGGAAGGAUGCAAGAGAUUCAAACACUGCAAGAAGAGAAACUAUCUUUACUGCAAAGCCUUACAAAUGAAACUACGAAACUUGAUAAUAUUAUCACGAGUCUUGUAUCGGAAUUAGAUUCAGAGAAGAGUUCUAAAGCCAUCUUGAAGGAAGACUAUGAGAACAACAUGAUGAAGUUGAAUGAGAAAGUUUUGAAUAGGAAUAACGAAUUGGUUGAGCUGCAGAAUAAGAUUUCUGUGGCAGGCGAGCGUCUAGAGGCCCUCCACGCGGAACUUCGUAACGAACGCCAAUCCAAACAAGAUGUCAUCGAAAAGUAUAAUGUAGAAUUAGAACAAGUUAAACAACAAAAAACAGAUAUCGAAAAUCGGUUGCUUCAAAAAACAAAAGAAGUCGAAGAUUUGUCUAUGCAGCUGAUAGAAAUGAAUCGAUAUAAAGACGAACUUAAUAAAACAUUUGAUGAAUGCAAACAAACUAUAGCAGGUUUGCACGUCAAUUGUAAACAAUUAGAAGAAACUAAAGCUGCUUUGGAAAAUGAGAUAGAAAACAGUAAUCUAAAAGUUGAAGAGAUCUUAAAAGAAAUGGAAAAUAUGAGAAACAAGUUCAGUGAGGAAAACAAUAGACUAACGCAAGAUAUUGACGAAAGAAACGCAACAAUAAAUACUCUUCAAACACAACUUCAGAAUGAAAUUGAAUACAAAAUGAAGAUUCAGCAGGAACUGACUCUUUUAGAAGCAACUAGAGUAUCUCUAUUAGAGGAUAUCAAUGGAUUGAAAUCAGAAUUGUUGAAGUUGAAAAAUGAAAUGCAAGACAAAGAUAAGACUAUUGAUGGUCUAGAUCUUUAUGUACAAGAAGAAAAAAAUAAUAAUGUGAAACUGAAGGCUAACUGUGAGAAAUUAAAUGAAAAACUAAAAGCAGCGAUGAAUGAUGUUGUUAUUAAGGAAAACCAUAUAAAACAAGUGCAAAGUACUUUACAGAAUAAAAUGCAUUAUUAUGAUGAUGAAAUUCGUAAAUAUAAUGAUAGUAUGACUCUCGAACACAAAAAGUUGCUAUCGGUUAUUGAAGAGAAAGGUAAAAUUCAAAUUGAACAGGAGUAUUUAACUAAAGAAAAAAAUAGAUUAGAAAGUAUUUUAAAUGAAAAAAAUAUUGAAUUAUCACAGUUACGAACUGAGUGUGAGAAUUUGACGGAAUUCGUGAAAGAAAACAAAUUGGUAAUUGAAUCAUUAGAAGAAAAGUUAAAACAAGAAACAUCACGCCGCGUCGAAAUAGGUAAUGCGUUUGAUACUGAGACCUCUCGUCUUAUGGCCCGACUCAAUGAAACUGAAAAAUCUAUGAAAAAGCUGAAAUCCAAGUCAAAUAAAAAUAUCGAGGAUAAAGAACUAGAGGUCAAAUCUCUCAACAUAGAUCUAGGAAAGCUGCAGAAAACAAUCACAUCUGACAGAGAAAAUAUUGUUACAUUGAAAAGGGAGAAAGAUGCGUUAGUAAGUAAACUGAAGGAAGAGGUGAACUAUAGGAAUAAUUUGGAAAAGGAGUAUCAAAAUAAGUGCGGAAAUAUGUCAGAUGUGUGUGCUCAACUAAAUAUGCAAAUAGAAAAAUUAAAGGCUGAAGGCGCGGACAUGUUACAGACUAUCAAGGAUAAAGAAAAAGAAAUCUGUAAUCUUGAAGCGAAAGUGUUUAUGUUAGAUGAACAACUCAAAAACGAAAUUCAACACAGAACUCAAGCAAUAGACAUUUUAGAAAAAGAGAAGGAACAGUUACAUUUCGUCAUUGAAGAAGACAACAGUAAUCAUGAAGUAAUAUUGAAAGAAAAAGACACUAUUAUUGAACAAUUGGAAGAGGAGCUCAAGGUUGGGUCGAUUCAGUUGGCGGCUUUACAGAAAGAUUAUGAACAGACUGUAUUUACGUUUGAAAAGUGUAAAGUUAACACACAGGAAGUUAUUGAAGCGAAAGAUAAUCAUAUAAAAGAAUUAGAGAGUAGUAUUGAACAAUUAAAACAGGCUAUUCAAGCAAAUUCUGAUGAAAUGAAAAUCAUGGAAGGACAGAUGAUUCAUCAAAUAGAAGGACUGCUCAAAGAUGUAGAACUAUACAAAGGUCAAUUGGCAGAAGAAAAAGCAAUAAAAGAUACAUUAGAAAAUGAAAAGAGUUUAUUGGCCGAACAUAAAGAUUUAUUAGAGCGACAAGUGAAUACCUUGAUUGCAGAUAUUAAUGCUGUAAAAACUGAUCAAGACGCAUUGGAGAAAAAGAACGCCAUUUUAAGUCAGCAGAUUAUGGAAGAAAAAUCCGUUCGUGAGGUUUCAGAAGAACAAAUAAAAAAAUUGCAGCUUGAAAAAUCUAAUCUUGAGCUGGAAUUGGCGAAAGAAAUUUCUAUUAAAAAACAACUGGUUGAUGACAAAGAAUGUCUGACGCAACAACUGGUCGAAGAGAAAUCGGCAAAAGAACUCGCAGACCAAGAAAAACAGAUAGUUUUGAAAGCAAAAGAAGAGUUUGAGAGCAAAUUCUCGCACGAUAAAGAUGAUUAUUCGAAGCAAAUAGUUAAAUUACUUGAAGAUAUUGCCCUUUUGAAUCGAGAACUUGAAAAUGAGAGAACUGCCAAGCAAGCAUUGACAAAAGAAAUAGAAAGAUUAAUGGAGGAGUCUAAAGAACAUGACAUUUCAAAAGAGAGAUGGGUCGAAGAAAAUAAUAAGCUGUGUGUGUCGAAUGGUACCCUUACUAUUGAUGUGGAGGAAUCUAAACAAAACUAUGUCAAAUUAUUAGAAGAACAUCAAAAACUAGUUGAUGAGAAGGAACGUGUUGAAAAAAUGAUGAACGAAUUGCAAGUGGCUGUAGACCAAAUAAAAAACGAAAAAGAAAAUGUUGAAAAGUUACUGAUGAAUACGCGCGAAAUGAAUGAUCGGUAUGCAUCGGAAAUAAAAGAGAAACAAGAGAAGUUGAUGGAGCUUGAUCAGCACAUAGCAGGCCUGAUGAAGGAAUGCCAAGGCAAGGAAGAAUGUGACACCAAAUGUGCAGCUAUGUUAGAUACCGCUUUAAAAAAUAUAUUAGAAAGUAUCAAAAAAGAACACAUACAAAGUGAUGUGCUGCAAAAACUGAUAAGUGAGAAUAUAGAGAACAAGCAUUAUAAUGAUAAAUGUGAAUGUUUGAUCAACAUUGCUGAUACAUUGGUGUUGGAAUUAUCACUAAGGAAGAAGGCUGAACAGGCAUUGGAAGACGAAAAUUCUUCUCUUGUUGAAAUGAGGGAUUUGGUUCAACAGAAAGAAGUCAUGAUACACGACUUGCAUAAAGAAAAUAAAAGACUGCAAGAUUGUGUGGAAGAAAAUAAAAUUGAAUUAUCAAAAACAAUUGACGCAAAUGCGGCUCUGGAGGCUAAGCAAAGAGACAUGCAAAAACUUCAGCACGAAAACCAAUCACUCCAAAACGAACUGAAUGAUGUGAAAGUACAGUUGGAAGUCAAAGUACACUCACUCAAAGAAAAACUAGUUGACAAUGAACACCUGACGGAGAAACUGAAGAAAACAUAUGAAUGCCAGAUUGAUAAUCUGAAUGUUAUGGUGAAUAAGUUGACUAACUACUUGAAGGACAAAACGGCAGAGUUGGACUGUGUGAGAAGAGAAAGAGACAGGUUGCAGGCGAUUGUAGACGAAAAUGUCCAAGCAAUAAAAACAUUAGAAGAAGAAAUAAAAGCAGAAAAACAGAAUCAAGAGAAACUCAUAACAGAUUUCGAAAACGAGCGCCAGGUCCUCAAAAACAUGGUGACAGUUACGGAGUCCGUUAUGGAAGACCAGAAGAUUGGUCUCAACAAACUUUUAACCGAAUAUACAAAAGGUAACGAGGCAUUGCAAGAAGAGAAAAACAAUUUAAUCAUGAUUCUUGAGGCUGAGAAGAAAAAUGCUGAUUUAAAAAUACAAGAAAAAGAGAGCUUGUUUGAAUCUGUUUUUAAAGAGAUGUCAGCACUUAAAAGCGAUAACGACAGACUUGUAACAGAGAAGGAGAUGGUGGAAAAGGAGAUUGCGAUCAUGAAGGAGAGGGCGAUGUUGAAGGAGUCUCAAAUUCAGACACUGGAGUCACAGAACAAAGAGCUGGAGACUAUUCUAGAUAAAUGCAAAAAUGACAUCGCUCUUAUAGAAGAAAGCAACAAUGCGCUUAUACAGAAAAAGGAUGGCCUACAAGGUGAAUUAAUAGAAAAAGUAGAAAAACUAUCCAAAGAUAUCGAUGGACAUAAUGAACUAUGCAGCAAACUACAGGAUGAAAUUAAAAAGAAAACUGAAGAAAAUACUGUAUUACAACAAAACAUUACCGACUUAAAUGAUAAACUGAGAGAUUUGAAUGACCAGAUAAAUGAAUUAAUCAAAGAGAAAAAUGAAUUUGAAGCGCAAAAUCAGGAAUUGAUGGAAAAAUGUAGGGAAUCUGAAGCAAGUUGUUCGAAAGAAAUAGAUGACAUUAAUAAAUUGACGAAAGAAAACGCACACUUGCUUAAAAUAGUCGAUGAAAACAAGAUUGUGAUAACAAACUUGGAACAGCUGAUCAAACAUGAGUUGGAGCAAAACCAGCAACUACGCGACGACAACGGCAACGACAGAAUCAACCUUACCAACAAAUGCUUCCUCCUGCAAGAAUACCAAAACAAAGCGGAGAAGGAGCUCGACCAGCGGCUGAAAGAGAUAGUCGCAUUACAAGAGGAAGUACGAGAUCUCAAACUGAAGGUGGUUACGCUAGAAGAUGAAAUUGAGAAGAAGACUGAGAUAAUUGCCAAUAUUGCACAAGAAAAGGACGUAGUGAUCGGCACGAUGAGUAAAGAGCUGAGGGAUGAGCAGAUGGAGAGGGAGCGGUGUAAGAAGGAGUUGGAGAAGAUGGAGUUUGAGAUGGAGAGAUGUAAAUUGAAAUUGGAGAGGGCCUCGUGUGACGGGGAAGCGUUGAAGCUGCUAAGGAGAGAGAAUGAAGCGUUGGUGAAGGCCGUAGGUCACGUCGAAACAUACCCCGUCGUCUCGUACGAAAGGGCGUCCAAACACUCGAGCUCAGGCGAAAGGGACGCGCAUCACAAUCAGGUAGAUAACACAUCUGACUACACACAAUCAUCCAUGGAGAGCCUCAAAACCAUAUCAGACUUAGAAAAAAUCAUACACGACAAGAAUAGGACGAUAACACAACUACUAAGUGAUGUUACUUACAUGAAGACUCUCAUGGCGGAAUCGGAAAAUAAACUUUUGGAUGUGACCAAAGAACUAGAAGUUUCCAAAGAGAAUUGCCACCAACUGUCUACGCAGUUGAAGAAAAUAGUUCACCAGAAAAACGAAGAAAUUGCAGAUCUAAAGAAGCAAGUGUCCAAAAUGAGCGUGACGGAGAACAGGGCGACGCAGAUCGUCAAAGUCUCGGCGAAGUACCAGGCGAUCAUACUCAAACGGAUAGCUGAAAUCAAAAAUAAUACCGUACUGAAGGAAUUGACGAAUUACAGUAAUAAUACCAACUGUGAUAAUGAGUUGCGGCGAAGUAUCAACGCGGGAACCAUCACCAUGGAGGAUUUGGAAAACUUUUUAGAGACUACUGAGAGACAUAUCAGAAAAUGUUCAGAAAAGCAGCUGGCCUUGCAAAAAGAACGCGACAGACUGACCGAGGUCAAUAGAAUAAACGAGUCUGAGAUUAUAAACUUGAAGAAGUUCUUGACUGAGCUAUCGGUUAGCUUCAAAACGUUUAGUAAUAUUAAGGAGUUGUACGCUCAGAAGUUGAGUCGGGUGGUGUCGAUACAGAGGACUGUACGGCGGGAGAUUCUGAGUCUAGACGGGCGAGUGAACGACGCUACGAUGUGCAAGUUGGAGCGGGGCUAUGCUGCCGUGAUGCAAGACUUGUCUGAGUGUUGUAUGAAUAUGGAGAGGUGGGUGGAGCGCUGCCUGGGCAGGACUAUGUCUCCGGAGAAGAUCCAGCAAGCGUUCACGAGCGACAGCGACCGCGCUUCACUCGCCUCCACCACAUUCCAGAACACCAGUCUAGAAGUACAACUGGACGAGUUGGAGAAGUCAUUCCACAAGCUGCUAGAAGAGGUGGUGCGAGCGCAGAAGGGAGAAGGUGCGAGGGACGCCCAAGCGGUGACCGUGAUGGAGGUCCGCGCCGAGUACGAGGACAAACUCAACAGAAUGAAAGCUAAAAUGAAACAACUGUAUCAAGAGCAGAUCUCGGUGUUCCAAGAGAAACAGAAGAAGGAGAUAAUUGCCUUGGAGGCGGAGUUACAAGCGGCUCGCAACAAGCUGGCCGAGUCGAGUAAGGCUUAUGAAGAACAUAUUCGGGGGCUGACCAUGGAGUUAUGGGACGUCGGCCAGAAGUUCCUCGUGAAGAAGGACGAGGCGGAGUGGCUCAGGAAGAAGCACCGGUCAGGGUCGCUGAUGUCGUUACAACAUGUACAUUCGUCGGGGCUGGUGCGGCCGCAGGAGGAGCCCCCGCCGCGGCCCUCGGACUCCCACUCGCUGCGCUCGCUGCCCGCCACCAACAACGCUAACACCAACACCGCCACUAACACAAAAAAACGAGACGGCCGUGGACUGCACAUGUCUGAUGAAGAAGGAGAGGUGUUUGACAACCGCUUCCUCAAAGAGCUGUCGUCUACCCCCCGCCGGCCGCCGUCGCCCCGCGAAUCUGGCCUCAGGCUUUCCGAACUUCGCUGGAGGAACUCAUUAUGUCCUCCACAUCUGAAGAGUUCCUAUCCCGCCGAGACGCAGUUCGCGCCCGUCGUUGAUGAAGAGGAUAUCAAGUGUGGUCGCGGGCCGCAGCGCAAGGAGGUGGGCAUCACGGCGUACAAGAAGCCCGGCCCGCCCACUCCCAGCAAACAGGCCGGCCGCCUCUCCGCCACGGACUGUGAGCUCCGCGAGUCCCUCCGCGUGGAAACAGACCCUCAGCCGAGCGCCUCCCGCAAGACUAGCACCCCGUCCCGGAUCCGCGCACUAUUCAAGAGACACGACACCACCGAUGGCACCCCUCGCUCCAAACGACUAAGUAUUUUCCGGAAGAAGUGAUGAGUCAUCAUUUUGUUCGUCUUCACGAAAUUGUUGAAUAAAUUCAUUAAUUUAUUUUUUAA